Thecamonas trahens ATCC 50062 is the source of this 532-nucleotide messenger RNA. RefSeq lists its product as uncharacterized. The transcript has a single exon. Lineage: Eukaryota; Apusomonadida; Apusomonadidae. Bases 133 to 516 code for a protein of 127 amino acids. The record is from RefSeq and is a predicted model, not a curated record.
GCGCAAACGGGUGCGCACUGGCGGCGGCAAGAAAACCCGCACGUCUCCGCUCACCACACUCGCAGAGUGCACAGCCCGCAUACUGUCAUUGAACUCUUCACCUCGCCUAUUCCCACACAUCAGGACCUAGCUAUGCCUGCCGAAACCACAUCGUUUCUUCCGCUGCCCACACCCGCCACGCCGGGCGACGACGCCAAGCUCCGCGCCAUCUUCGACUCGUUUUCCGGCGGCAGUGCGCGGCUCUCGCGCGAUGGCAUGCUCGAGGUCAUCUGCGCCACCCAGGACGUGAGCCGCACUGUCGCGGCGUCCCAGGUUGACCUCUCGUUGCAGGCCAUGGGCGAGUACGCCGUGCUAGGCGACUACAUCAACGCUGCAGGCGUCACCUUUGAGGGCUUCAAGCUCGCCUACACUCAGUUUGCCGAGACCUCGGUCGACGAGGACUACUUCCUGCUCGAGGCCUUUGGUCUUCUCUCGGCUGCUGCCACCGCCGGCGGCAACGAUUCGUCUGACGAGUAAACGUUUGGCGCUGCUG